CCCCCACUGUGGCAGAACAGCUCCCACACACCCAGAGCAGCCGAAUAACGAGGAAGGCUGAUGCAUCCGUGACCAACAACAACAGCUUCAAAUCAUGCGCCGAUGUUUCCUACCACGAGUCGCUCUGCUUCACUUACAGCUCGUGCUCGCCACAGCAUGGACGACGGAUCGAGUGCAGCAAGAUGACGCCCGGUAUGCACCUGUGAAAGGUGGUCACGCAUUUCAAGAAUGGUCAUCAUAUGGAGACAUCCAAAGAAGGAACAAUAAUUUUCAAGCAUACUUUACUAAGAUUCUCAGAAGAGAGAAGAGGCAGUUUGUUAUACCUUCGAUCAAAAUUCCAGAAAAUGAUGCCGGACCUUUCCCAAAGCAUUUCACCACUUUGCGAGCGACUGGUAAAUCUAAGCCGGUUCAGUUCAACGUGACGGGCCCUGGGAUGGAGCAGACACCAGAUGGAUUUUUAUCGUACAACCCGAACACAGGGUACCUCUACGCCACCCGGCCCAUCGACCGAGAAAAAACCCCACGUGUUCAAUUGGAGUAUUUCGUCUACAAUGACCAAGGCACCUUGCUUGAAGGACCCAAACGUCUAACGAUAGAUAUUCUGGACAUGAAUGACAAUGUGCCAGAGUUUGCAUCCCACAUCUUCAAUGCCACCAUUCCAGAAAAUGCAGCAUAUGGCGUUUCAGUGCUGCAGGUGUCUGCUGUGGACAGAGACGACCCGAGCACUCCGAAUGGUAGGCUCGUGCACAGCAUCGUCUCUCAGACCCCUGGCGUUCCCUUCGCAAAGCUGUUCACCAUCAAUGGCACCACGGGAGUCAUCUCCACAGCAUUUGGUCUGUUCGACCGGGAGCUUGUAGAUGGCUACACGCUGACGGUUCAAGCCACGGAUCUGGGUGGCCGAGCGGGUGCCCUCUCAGCCAGUGCCACCGUGUCCGUGACCAUCUCCGACGUUAAUGACAACGCGCCGGUGUGCCAGCACCCGCAGGUGUAUGGGGAAGUCAAAGAGAACACCACCGACCUUAACGUGACAACGUUGAGCGUCACGGACAGAGAUGAGAAAUUCACUCCCAACUGGAGGGCAGUAUACAAGAUCCAGAAUGGAAAAACAGAGGCACAUGUCGCGAUCAAAACUGACCCUCAAACAAACCAAGGCAUCGUUAGUAUCAUUAAGCCUGUGCACUACAGAGACACCAAGGCGAUCAUGCUCAACUGUCUCGGUGGAGAAUGAGGUCGCGUUCUUGGGUGGCGACACGGGGAGUGUGGCAGGACCCACGGGCCUCUCGGGGGCACAGGAUCCUUUGUGGUCCGUGCAAGGGCGGCAGGCUGUGCGAGCUCAUAAUUCGCGUGCUGGAGGAGGAGCUGGCGCCCGUCUUCGUGCCGCCCCACGUGGAGGUGACGGUGGAGGAUGGAGCCCGACCUGGAGCUCGCGUCACCAUUCUCACCGCCACCGACCCCAACUCCUCGGCCAGCCGCAUCGAGUACAGUAUCCUCGACGAUGAGGCGAAUUGGCUACACGUGGACAGGAGCAGCGGGGAGGUCACGACCAGAGCAACGCUCGACAGAAACUCCACGUUUGUGCGAAACAGCACGUACACGGUUUUUGUGACUGCCAUCAAGCACGGUGCGGCCACCAAGACCGCCACGUGCUCCCUCGCCGUGCGUCUGGACAGACCCUGCAGCACGUCCCCUGCUCACCCUGCCCCCCAAGGUCGCAAAGCAGCGGGGCCUGAACGUCGGUGCCAUGGCUGCCGUCAUCUGCUCUCUCGUCGCACUCGCACUGGCGGCGCUUCUUGUGCUACUGUGCCGAAGAUCCAGAAAGAAGAGCCAGCCAUCCGAAUAUCUGAUUUCGAAGAUGGAAGCAGAGGGCUCUCUGAUCAAAUACAACGAGGACGGUGGUGAGGAGAAACCGUACUCCUUGAGGCUCGUGGACAUGACCAAGACCAAAGGCGAUGAAGUCUCAAGGGAAAACACCUCCCGGGACCAAGAAGACCCGCCUAGAGACACCACGGAGAGCAGUUUGUUUCUGCAAAAUCUAUCGCCACGCACUGACGGGGAGACUGAAAACGACUGCAGUAUCAAGACAAAUUCUGCAGCACAAAGUUUCGGCACGCUCUCCGAAGAGGGUUCCAUAUUCCAAACUGCAGAUUUAGACGUUGACCUUACUAGCGUUGAGUUGGAGUCCCGUCCGAGGAGCUGCCAGGAGCUCGAGACCCAGUCCGAGGUUCCCAGCGGCCAUGCCCUCCAUGCCGCCCGGCGGGAUGCUGCUGCGUUCAAAAAACUUCCAAAACAUUCACGUGGCAUCGGACGUGACGACGUCGGGUGACGGUGGCCUGGCGGCGCAGCGGUUCAGCAAGUCCAUGCACAGCUUUUCGGACGCUCGGGCGAGCGAGUUUGCGUCGUCGGAAUUACUCCUGGACCAGGAUAUGUUUGCACAAGAGCACUCGGAUCUUGAGAGAUACCAGUCAGAUGAUCAUGGGAUGUCGGAAUCGACAGAUGUCAGCCUGGACUGUGAUUGGCCUGAGGACAAUGGGUCCGAGUCUGUGACUUUGGACACCCCACAGCCAGCAGCCAACCCCAUGCUUCGUGCGUUUGAGCAGCUCAACUCCGGGCAACUGCAAGAGUGCUUCUCAAUACUCCUCGGAACGGAGAAAGAGCUCGCGGACAUGGACCCGUUGGCCCAGGCCAACGACAUGCUGCUGUCGUACCGCUACGAGGGGGACGGCUCCCGGGCCGACAACCUCUCCUGCUGCUCAAGCUCCCGCGGAGACCGCGGCUGUCGCUCGGCGCAGCCUCCUGCAAGCACAGCGAGGCCGUAGAGGGGGCUCUUCUGUACGGCCACGGUGUGGAAAUGCCACCGAGUUAUCUGAGGCUCAGAUCCGUAAAAACUGUACGGUAUGGCUUAAUCAGAGUGCGCACGAUGCUGUUAGAAGCCGAAAACAGGUAAAGGCGCAGUCCUGCAAUUGCUUGCUCCUGCCACUGCUGAUGGAAGGGCUUCCACUAGAGGGAGCUCUAGAUUGUUCACUCGAGUGGAACUCUGGAGGGAGUUCUAGAGUGUUCACUCGCUUCAUAGCUCAUCGGAUUCCUGCAGUCGAAAUAAAGAUUCUGAUAAUCAUCACUUGCUCUCAUCAUCAUGAUCAUCAUUGUGUGAGAAUUGGUAUUGCCUACUGAUUACUGUUCUCACACUACUUGCAAUCAACAUAAACAAAAUACAGUCUAUUCUAUAAUGCGUUAGCUUCAUUCCUGAAGAACACCGCGUUAUGGAAAAAUUGCGUUAUAAUAAAUAACAUAUUAUAUAUGGUAAAUCACGCCCCACGAUAACACGUGAGAUGCGUAUGCAGGCUGAACAAAGACUAAGGCACGUGGGUAGUAUCUAGAAGCAUCCAGCAGCAUCCCAAUGACUUGUACGAUGCUACGCCGAGGCAGCCGUACGGCCGCUUAUUCCUUUUCGCGCGACGUAGUUCUGUUCACUCGAUCGCGUUAUAUCCAAUUCGCAUCCGCGUUAUAAAAAAACGUGUUCCCUCAUACAUUCAUCGCGUUAUAUCUAAUUCACGGGAGAACAGGCUGUAACUCAACAGCAAUUCCAAUUUCUCACUCUCCCCACUCUCCUCACCCAAUGGUUUCACACCACCACCACCACGAGUGAAAAUCUCCUGCCACCCGCUGGCCAAAUUUGCAUACUUCCCUCCUGGCAAUUGGAUGUUUGGGGACAAUGUGCACUGACAACCAAGUUUAAGAACAAACGCUCAAUACGUCACACAGAGAUGUAAACUAUGAAUAAAGCGUUCAUUGUA
Molecule: messenger RNA, 3791 nt
Organism: Lethenteron reissneri (Far Eastern brook lamprey)
Lineage: Eukaryota; Metazoa; Chordata; Hyperoartia; Petromyzontiformes; Petromyzontidae
Product: cadherin-2-like
Biological process (GO): homophilic cell-cell adhesion; synapse assembly; calcium-dependent cell-cell adhesion
Cellular component (GO): plasma membrane; intercalated disc; postsynaptic density
Molecular function (GO): cadherin binding; beta-catenin binding; calcium ion binding
Source: RefSeq, a predicted model, not a curated record